CCUGCUGAAUCUUUGACCGGUCGGACGUGUGGCCAUGGCGACGAAGGGAAAGCUCAGCUCCCCACAGGAGUCGCUGCAGCAACCCUCGACCUUGAUCUCCACGCAGCUGCCGUCCACGCGCUCGGGAGAUCGCUCCUCCCUGGAUGCCUUGAGUUUCAAUGUCUCUGAACGAAGGUAUGUCUCUGCCUCCGGGGGCGGUGCACAGGUUGGAGGAGGUUCCUACAACGUCUACUUCGAAGAUCACUUGUCACGACUACACGCUGACAUCGAGUUGACGACUCGAAAGUUGGAAUUGGAACAGCGACGCUUAGCCCGGCUGGACAAGGACCUACUUGCGGCAGAGUCCGAGUACACGCAGAAGCGGCAGAAGUACAAAGUGCUUCAAAGUUCCCAGGAAGACGCUCAAGCGCAACGACACAAGGACUUGCUGCAGCUGGAGAGGCAGUUGGACUUGGCCAUUGGAGGUUUCAAUAAGCUGAAUGCCCACAAUGAUGGGCUUCGCACGCAGAUCGACCAGCUGCGCAAGGAACGGCAGCUGCUGGAUCAAGUCUUUAGGAAGAUGGAGAAUGCCAUCCGCACCAGUCGUCGAGCCAUUGAGGAAGCAAAUGUUGAGAUCACCAGCAACAGGUCGGAACAUGACAAGAUGCAGCAGCGAUGUCAAGCGCUGGGUAAAGCCUUGGAAAGGGAGAGGAAGAACUUCCACAAACAAACCGAGGAGCUGAAGAAGCAAAUCAACGAGCAAAAUAAGAAGGCUCGUGAGCAAGAACUUCUGAGUCGAGCUGGAAGCCCUUCACCUGGGAGUCCGGGCUCGCGGAGGAAGAACUUCAUGGUGGCGGAUGAGGAAGAAGCCUUUUCGGAGAGCGCCAUGCAUCGGCGGAUUUUGAAGGUCUGCUUCCUCAACACGAUCCAGCGCAGGCAUAUCAAGCAACACAUGAAGAACAUCGAAGUCUUCGAACAGGCCUUCGCGACCAUCAAAUCCUCUACGCAGAUCAGCGAUAUCGAGGAGAUUGUGAAGAUCUUUGUGAGUCUGGAACAGCGGAACUUCAGUUUGCUGACCUAUGUCAAUCAGCUGAACCGAGACAUUGAAGCAAUUCAGAUUCAGAACCACCAGCUGGAGGCGACGAUCAACUCUCGUAGCCCAGAGGGCCUCGCUGAAGCCGAGCGUGCCAAGGCCGCUGGACAACAGAAAGAAUCGCGAGAAAUCGCCGAGAUCAAGCAACAGAUUCAAAAAACCGAAGACGCGACCAGGGAGAAGGACCGAGAUGUUGACAAACUCUCGAACGACCUUCAACAGUGCAGACCUCUCAUUUGGAACAUCGUCAAGUUUCUGAAGGAGGAAAUCCCUGGCCUCGUGGAGCAGGGCUAUGAGGGCGAUAUGCCCUCCAUGAAGGUCUCAACCCCGGACGAGCAUGAUCAGACGGCUCAGCAUUUGAUGUACAUCGAGGAGGCCCUCAUGCUCUUCCGUGCCUGUUUGGGUGGCGCCGAUGCGCGGCAGACCGUGGUGCCGCCCAAGGCACCGGCGGGUGGCCAAAGGAAGCCAACUGACUUGCCGUCCAUGGCGCACUUCUCUCUGGCCACGAAUGCCACGCAGAUCGACGACGACGAUGAUGACGAUGAAGCUGGUAUUGACCAAGGGACUUGGAGCCGCAAUGAGCUACGCCAUAAGGCCAUUGAAAACAUCCGCCGGCGGCGAAAGAAGCAGCCAGGUAAGACGACCAUCGACAACCCGCGAUCAGACUUCGAGGGCGACGAGGGGAUGAAGAGAGAAGGAUCCUUACCAUCCAAGGAUACCAUUACUGGAGGUGAUGCUCAGUUCAGCAAAAGUCCCAGCCAGGCGGUCGCGAUGACAUGUGGUGGCGCGGGGCCGGCCGGGAACGCCGCUCCAAGUGACGCUACGCGGUUCCGCGGAAGAGCCGCGGUUCGGUGGACGUUUCGACGGGGCGACGGGGUGGCUGCGGACUGGUGCUUCGUUUGGUAGUUCUUUG
Cladocopium goreaui is the source of this 1985-nucleotide messenger RNA. The record is from the annotation of a GenBank genome assembly. NCBI's taxonomy places the organism in Eukaryota, Dinophyceae, Suessiales, Symbiodiniaceae.